Messenger RNA from Folsomia candida, 1353 nucleotides. Its product is annotated as Golgi apparatus membrane protein TVP23 homolog B. The transcript is spliced from 7 exons. The coding region runs from base 212 to 877 and encodes 221 amino acids. The record is from RefSeq and is a predicted model, not a curated record. Gene Ontology annotation, cellular component: Golgi membrane. Gene Ontology annotation, biological process: protein secretion; vesicle-mediated transport. Lineage: Eukaryota; Metazoa; Arthropoda; Collembola; Entomobryomorpha; Isotomidae.
GGAUUUUGUGUGUUCAACUGCUGAGAUUCGACGUCACUCUGUCAACUUUUUCUGAUCGUCGUCACCCACCUUCUGUCCUGUCCUGUGUCCUCGUAAUCAAUUGUUCUCACCACUCCCACUCCAGAACAGAUUGAAGGAUCGACGUGGUGGGGUGUGUCCACCGUAAAGUACAAAAAAAAGUUUCGUGGUUGGUUGACUCAUUGAUACGAAAAUGUCCAACAACGCGGAACAACAUCAGGCUCUUUUGAUGAGUGAUGAUGACGAAGAAGGUCUCGGGUUUGGGGAGGAAGGAACCGAGGCAAAAAAUCGACUUCGACAUCCCGUUGUUGCUCUGUUUCACGUCCUUUUCCGUGGUGCUGCGAUUCUCAUGUACAUGUUUGGACGCUUGUUUUUCUCCGGAUACAUUACUAUCUUCGUCACGGUGCUUGUUCUACUCUCGUUGGAUUUUUGGACGGUUAAAAACAUUACGGGUCGAAUUUUGGUCGGUUUGCGGUGGUGGAAUCAUGUCGACGAGGAGGGAAAAAGUCAGUGGGUGUUCGAAAGCAAGAAGGGAAUCAAAGCGGGGGGACGAGCCCCAGAAAAGCGAGUGUUUUGGACCGGACUCAUUGUUGCCCCUGUGUUGUGGUUUCUUUUCUUCCUCUCGUCCUUUUUCACGUUCAGCUUCCAGUGGACGAUUUUAACUAUCAUCGCCUUGGCCCUGAAUGGAGCCAAUUUGUACGGAUAUAUUCGAUGCAAGUUGGGACACAAUCCUGGGAUGUCGGAUGCAACUGGAAUUAUUCAACAAGGAAUUUCCAAAUUUGUCCUACAACGAGCUACACAAUCAUCACCUGCCGACGAAGCGAACGGUUUCAAAGCACCUACAGUUCAAUCUGUAUAAACGAAUUGUAACACUUAUCUAAUAAUUUCAAACUACUACUGCUACAAACUUCCAUCUCGUAAUUUCUCGUCACCUCGAAAUACCAACCAAAAUAUAACUACGCUAGAAAUACAGCCAGGCUAAAUACCCGUCACCGUUUUUAAUCUCUUCGUUUCAUUGUCCACUACCCAAAGAACAAAAGGACAGCGCCAAAUUCUAGGGAAUAUACAUAGUCUACUUUUGCUGCUAUUAUGGUCUUCAAAUUCCCAAUAUUUGUAACUUAUUAUGUGUAAAAUAAUAUCUGCAAUGGUCUAAUAUUAUUAUUUAUGUUAUGUAUAUCCUUGUAAAAUGUGAUGAUACUUUUGUAUAUUGUAUAAAAAUGUAACUAUCGACACGCCGUUAAAAUACUGGUCUGCUUUGCAUCGACAACUUCUACGUAUAUGGAAGUUAAAUGCAAUUAUUGUCAAAAUAAACGUCAGUUUUAGUAUAUAGUUAAA